AUGGCAGCCUCGUGCGCCCUGCCUGCCGCUGCAGGCGCUACCCUCGGAGCCACCGCGCUCACCUCUCCACGUGCAGGCGGCCAACUGCGUUCCUCUCCACGUGUCGGCUUCCCAUUGCGGCGUCGGACGGCAACCAUCGCGCUGCGCUGCUCCGCCUCUUCGUUCCGCCGCGUCUCAUCCGCCUCAUCCCUCUCCGCCUCCCCUUUCCGCCGUAUCUCCUCCGCCUCCUCCCUAUCCGCGUUGUCCUCAUCCUCCUCUCUCUCCGCAUACACAGCCUUAAGCAUCGCCCCUCUCUCCCACGCCCGCUCUCACAGACCCUUCCUCGCCUCUCCUCGCCGGAAAUUCCAGGGAGCGCGUUUGUUGACCGUACGCGCUGCGGCUAAAUCCGGCGUGACUAAUUCAAGUGGCGCGACUGAGCAAUCGCCCAAGGCGCUCCAGCGGCAAGUUUCGCUGGGCGUGUGCGACGAGAAACCGUCGCCGCAGUCGUCGCUGACCAUCGAACGGCAAGGAUCUCUCCCGGUCCCCACAGAUGAAACCGACUCCCUCCCCCCGCCGUCCGUGGCUCCCAUCUCCGUGCCCGAGCCAUUCGACGAGGGCCUCAUCGAGCCGUCGAGCCCUCGCGCCUCGGAGACUGGCGUCGACCGCAUCGAGUCGCAGGCGCGCACGACGCUCUCGAAGCUUAAGCACAUUCUUUAUAAGAUUAAGACGCGGGCCGCUGACGUUGAGACGUCGGUAACCGUCUUUCCACCUUCAGCGGGAGAUGCGGCGGGCAUUCCCGGUGUUGUUGCCGGGAAUACGGAUAGUGUAUCAGACAGUAGAGAAAACGACUUACAAUUCGAUGCCGAUGCGAAUGGCGGUAAGGUGGAGGAGGAGCAGCAAGUCUUCGUUUCGCAGCAGAUCAAACUCGACCUUGGGAGCAUCCCAGCCGUUGAUCUAGACGUUCCGAUUGACAUCGACGCAUCCUCGCCGUCGGAUGCAUCCUCGGUCCCUCUCUCUCCCUCGUCCUUCUCAGCCCAGAGCCUCUCCACCCUUUUCUCUGGUUUCUCUCCCUCCGAAAGUCCCGCCGCAUUUCCCGCAAGCGAGCAGCAGCUCGACGUGCAACAGAUGGACGCGCUGACUUGUACUCGCGCGUCAAUUCGAUUCGAUGAGGAAACGCAAACGGCGGUCGUGACUGUAACGGCGUCUGUCCGGGCCGCGGAUCUAGUGGACCGUGCCGCGUACACGGAGCGCACUAUGGCCAUGGCGACGCGCGCUAUAGCGCGUACGUGCCUCGUGUUGGACCAAAAGGCGCAGCGGAAAGCAGCAGAAGCCGUCUCGUCCGCGGCGCAGCAGCCACUGGCGCCCGCGCCAGCACAGCAGCCGACUGACUCCUCCCUAGUAGCACCGCAAAUUGCGCCGGAAAAGGCUGAGGAUCAGGUGCUGACGCAGGAGCAGAGGGAGCAGGAGAGGGAGCUAGUGGAGCUGCUAUCGACGGGCAGGAUCGUCAGCUGGAGGAUGGCCGGUCGCGAGCUCGGAUCCACGCCGUUCCGUCCGCUCUACGUGGUCAAUCUCGCGGCGGGCGACGGGGCUGACGGCGAGAAGACGGUGCAGGCGCUGUACCGGCCCGUGGUUGGCGGCGACGCGAGGCUGCGAUUCCAGCGCGCCCCGGCGGAAUGGGUCGCGUACAAGCUCUCGCGCGUGCUGGGGGUGGACGUGGUGCCGCCAGUGGCGGUGAGGCAGGGCGUGCAGCUGGGGUCGCGGCGGUUCGCGCAGGGCACCAUGACGCUGCUGCCGCACCUGCUGCACCCGCUCGCCUCCGUGCACCCUUCCCGCCUGCGCACGCCCACACAGGCACACACGGUGAUCAGCAGCAUCCGCAUCCUCGACGCCCUCAUGGGCUCCUCCCUCCGCCGCCCCUCCGGCUUCUUCGCCGCCCAGCACUGGUCCGGGGACGGCAAGCUUUCGCCCGUAGUGCUCUCGCACCCCAUGGGCCCCUCGCUUGGCGCCGGCCUGCACGCCAUGUGGUCCAAGCGCGGCACAGGAGCGGGCGGCAGACUGAAGACGGUGGCAGGGUUUGUUCUUACGCGCCUGAGGAGAAUGAACCGCGCGCAGCUGUUGGAGGAGAUGGGCGGCCCACUGACGGCGGGGGAGAUGGAGAGGGUGCUGGACAAGAGGGACCAGAUGGUGGGGUACUUUGAUGCACUCGCUGCUAAGAUGGGCCACCAGGCAGUCAUCAGGGCUCCCUCGGGUUUGCGCCACGUGGACCUCCUGGUCAUGUGCCACCUGGCAUGCCGUUUCCACGUGGGAUGGGCUCGCCUGGGCCGCGGUUUCCCGGUCCGUUGCAUCCCCCCCAUCCGCCGCAUUCUCCUUUUUCUCCGCAACAAUCCGCCCAUGGUGCUUAUGCAAGACCCCCUCCGCCCUACGGGGGAGGCCCGCCGCAGAACCCGCACGGGGGCUUUCCGCCAGGCCCGCCCGAAGGAGUUCCGCCAGGCGGAGGGGCGCCCCCUUGGGGAGCCGCCGCCGCAGCAGCAACAAUCGCCGCAGCAGCCAGCGCGCGCGGUGCCGGGCGUGUGGCACGUGACGGCAGUCACGGACGGCGCGCCACCCCCCGCGGCAGGGAUGCGCGCGCAGGGACCGGGGAUGCCGCCGGGGCCUCACCACCCGCCGUACCCCGCGCAGGGGAUGGCGCAUGGGCCAGCAGCGCCCCAUGCGCCGCAGUACCCCGCGCUUCCGGGGUCCGCCCCUCCCCACCUCCUGCCUCACGCUCCCCCUUCCGCUUUUGCGCCUCCUCCGGCUUUUGCGCCUCCCGUUCCCCUCGGCGCCCCCCCGGCUCCAGUUUCCGCCCAGCAGGGGUUUCAUCCGGGGGGAGCGCCGCCGUUGCUCACUCCCGGCCCCCCUCCUCCACCGCUCCCCGCGGGAGCAGCAGCGGCGGGAGGAGUAGCCGGGGAAAUAUCAAACGGUGUGCCCCCAGCAGCAGCGCCAGCAGCAGCGGCAGCAGCAGAGGCGCAAGCGCCCAACCCUCCGCUCGCGCCGCAGCCCCCCCUUCCCCCCGCGUGGCUGCAGGCGGCCGCCGCCAUGGCGGCUGUCAUCUCCGGCGGCGGCCCCCCGCUCCCCGCGGGGGAGGAGCUCCCGUGGGAGAAGGGCGGAAAGAAGGGCGCGGGGAAGGGCGCAGGCGGAGGGGUGAAAGGGGGGAAGAAAUCGAGGUGGGACCGGGAGGCGCAGGGGAAAGGGGAGGAGAAGGUGGAGGAAAGGGAGGAGGAGAAGGAGAAAGGGAAGGAAGGAGGGGGAGCGGAAGAAGGUGGUGGAGACAAGGAGGGGGGAGAGGUGGAUGAGAAGGGAGGAGCGGGGAAGCAAGGGGAGGGGACUGAGGACGCAACCAAGGAGAAAGAGGGGGAGGGAAAGGAGGUAAAGGAGGGGAAGGAGAUAAAGGAGGGGAAGGAAGAGAAGAAGGAGGAGCAGGCGGAGGAGGGAGUGGAGGCAUGGACGGCGCACAAGACGGAGGAGGGCACGGUGUAUUACUACAACACUGUCACUGGCCGCUCCACCUACCACAAACCCAAAGGCUUCAAACUCCAGGAGGACAAGGUGGAGAAGCAGCCCACUCCCGUCGCAUGGGAGCGAGUGCAGGGCACGGACUGGGCGCUGGUGUCGACGAGUGAUGGCAAGAAGUACUUUUACAACACCGUCACGCAGGACACGAGCUGGCAGGUGCCCGGGGAGGUGCAGGAGGUGCGGAAGCGGCACGAGGCGGAGGAGGAGGAGCGGGCGCGCGCCGCCAGCAAGCUCUCCUUCUCGCUGGCGGGGCGGGGGGGCGCGGGGGCGGCGGGCAAGGCGGGCGCAGCAGCAGGGGGCAAGGCGACGGCGCUUGAGGUGGUCAAGAAGAAGCUGCAGGACGCCGACAAGGAGAUGAAGGCGGGCGCAGCAGCAGCAGCUGCUGUCGUGGCUGCUCCGACUGCUGCUGCUGCUGCGACGACCAAGCCUGGAAAGAGCAGUGCAGGAGCACAGGGUGGGGAUGGGAAGGAGGUCAACGGAGUCAACGGAGUCAAGGGAGUCAAUGGGGAGAAGGAGGGCGAAGAAGGCAAGCAGGAGGGAGAGGAUGGUGGAGGGGAGAGGGAAGACGGUGGAGAGGUGGCACAGGGGAAGGAGGGCGGGGAAAAGGGCGGCGGGGAGAAGCAGGGUGAGGAGAAGGAGGGUGAGGAGAAGGGGAGUGAGGAGAAGGGCGGGGCGGAGGUUCCGUUGGAAGAGCUGAGUCUGGAAGAAAGGGCGAUGAAGUUCCGUGAGAUGUUGAAGGAGAAGGGAGUGGCGCCAUUCUCCAAGUGGGAGAAGGAGCUGCCCAAACUCAUCUUCGAUGCGCGCUACAAGGCCAUCCCCUCGCUGCCAGAGCGGCGGGCCAUAUUUGAGGAGUUUGUGCGCACGCGGGCGACAGCGGAGCGCAAGGAGAAGCGGUGGGCACACAAGGCGGCUGUGGAGGCGUUUAAAGCCCUGCUGGACGACAUGGAGGAGAGCGGGGACCUGACACACGAGUCAACGGUGGAAACGCUGCACGGCGAUGCCAAGUGGGGCUCGGACCCGCGCCUGCUGGCUGCAGCGCUGGAGGACAAGGACCGCCUCGCACUUCUCAAUGAGCGGGUGGUGCCGCUGAAGAGGUUGGAGGAGGAGAGGCAGCAGGAGCGCAAGGAGGCGGCAGAAGAAGCAUUUGUGGAGAUGCUGAAAGAGUACCGCGGCAAGCGCUACAUCGCCCUCUCCUCCCGCUGGUCCAAGCUGCGGGAGGAGUUGAAGGAGGAUGAGCGGUACAGUGCGGUGGAGCACUGGGAGGACCGCGAGCGGCUGUUUGAUGCAUUCAUGGACACACUGCAGCGCGAGGAGGAGGAGAAGGAGAGGGAGGCGCGCAGGCGGUGGGAGGAGGAGGAGCGGAAGCGCGAGCAGGAGCGAGAGGAGAAGAGGCUGCGGCAGCGGGAGGAGGAGAAGAAGGAGCGGGAGCGGGCGCGCGUGCGGCGCCGGGAGGCCAAGGAGGACUUUGAGGACCUGCUGAGGCGCGAGAUACAGACGCCCAAUGUAGGGGGGAGGGGGAAGGGAGGGGGGAAGGGAGGAGGGAGGGAAAGGAGGGGGAAUGGGGGGAGAGAGGGAGGAAAGGUGGGGUUGGUGGGGGAAGGGAUGAUUCUAAGCAUUCUGCAUGAAGCAAUCGACUUGUUGCGCUUUCGCAUGCGUGUGCGUGUGCUGUUCCCUUGCUCCCGCCCGCCCCCUGGUUGCCUUGUCGCCUCCAUGCUCAUUGCUCACUGCUGCUCCCCCCCUCCCUCGCCCGCCCGCCCGCCCCCUGGGUGGUGGCAGAUAUCGUGGAUUGAUGCGCGGGAGAAGCUGGAGGAGGACGAGGCGUCGUGCUAUUGGAGCAAGGAGCUCACCAGCCGCGACCGCCAGGACCUCUUCUACGAGCACAUGGCCCGCCUCAUCAAGGUCGCACCAUGCACGGGCCUUCGCCUUCAAAAUGCAUCACCGGGAUCCCUGCCCUUCCUUCUUUCGUCUCUUCUCCUCCCCACCUCCUCUCUGCCCGCAUCCCCCUUCGUUUCCCCACGCCCCUCCUAUCCACCCUAUCCCCGCCCAUUCCCUUCAUCUCCCUCAUCCCCCUUCGUUCCCUCUGUUCGCCCUUCCUUUCCCUCCCCCCAACAGCGCGUGCAAAGGGAGUUCCGCGAGCUGCUAGAGGAGGAGCUCUCACGCGUGCAGAGGGAGUUCCGCGAGCUACUGGAGGAGGAGCUGUCAGUGGCCGCCAUCUCCGAGGCUCGUGAGGACGGGCUCCGCCUCGCCUCCUCCUGGCCCGAUGCUAAGUCCGUGCUUCGGCACCAGGACCGGUACCGCGACCUGGUCCGGCACGAGCGGGAGGAGCUGUGGCGCGAGCAUGUGAGGAGCCUGGAGGGGGAGUUGAGGGAGGCUGGGGUGAUCGAUGACGAGGGGCAGGAGGUGGAUGUUGCUGCUGUGAAGAGGGAUCGGAGGCGGAGGAGGAGGAGGAGGGAGAGGGAAGAGGAGGAUGAUGAGGAGGAGGAGAAGAGAGGAGGAGGUGGGGAGAAGGGAGAGGAUAAGGAGGAGAGGGGAGAAGGGAGAGCGUUGGGAGAGGGUGGAGGGGAGGGGGAGGGAGAGGAGGAGAGGAGGGAGGAGGGUGAGAAGAAGGCGGAUGAAGAAGGGGAGAAAGAGGGGAAAGGGGUGGGUGAAAAAGAGAGGGAGGAGGCGGAGAGAGAGGAAAGGGAUGGCGUGGAGGUGGAAGAGGUAGAUAAGGACGAGGAUGAGGAGAGGGAGAAGGAAGAGAAGGAGAACGAAGAGGAGAAGGUAGAGGAGGAGAAGGAAGAGAAGGAAGAGAAUGUUGAGAGAAAGAGUGAACUGGGCAGCAAUGCAGUGGGGGCCGAAGGAGAGGCUCUGGCGGAGCAUGGAGUGGGGAGGCAAAGAGUGGAGCGCGGAGAGGAUGAGGGGGGGAGCGGUUGGGGAGAUAUGAACAAGGAAGGGAGCGAGAGGGAGAAGUGGGAGGAUGAUUUGAGGGGCGAGGACGGGGAGACAGGCGGGGGGAUGGCUGUGGAUCUGGGGAAAGAGACGGAUAGGGAGGGAGAACAAGGAGAGGACGAAGAGGAGGAGAAGAGCAAGAGGUCUGAGGAGAGGGAAAAGGAGAGGAGAGGGAAGAAGAGGGGUGAAGAUGGGGACGAGAAGGAAGAUGACGAGGAGGGGUGGGAUAAGGAGCACACGCACAAGCACAGACACAGGGAGAAGCGAGAGGAAAGACGUGCGGAAAAGGAGAGGGAAAAAGAGAAGGAGAGGGAGAGGGAGAAGGAGAGGAAGAAGGAGAAGGAGAGGGAGAAGGAGAGGGAGAAGGAGAGGAAGAAGGAGAAGGAGAGGGAGAAGGAGAGGGAGAAGGAGAGGGAGAAGGAGAGGAAGAAAGAGAAGGAGAGAGAGAAAGAAAGGAAGAUAGAAAGGGAGAAGGAGAGAGAGAGGGAGAAGGAAAAGGAGAGGGAGAGGGAGAGGGAGAGGGAGAGGGAGAAGGAGGAGAGGGAGAGGAGGGAGAAGGAGAGGGAGAGGGAGAGGGAGAGGGAGAAGGAGAGGGAGAGGGAGAGGGAAAAGGAGAGGGAGAAGGAGAGGGAGAGGGAGAGGGAAAAAGAGAGGGAGAAGGAAAGGAAGAGGGAGAAGGAGAGGGAGAGGGAGGAGAAAGAGAAGAAGAAGAGGGAUAAAGGACGUGAUGAAGAGAGGGAUGAAAAACGCCGGCACCGGAGGAGGGAGGGUAGCGAGGAGAGUGCAAGGGAGGAGGAAGAGGAGAAGGAUGAAGGGGAGGAGACGGAUGAGAAGGCGAAAUGGGGAAGGCGACACGGGCAUGAGCACAAGCAUAGGCGUGAGGGGCGUGGGAGAGGGGAGGAGGAGGAGGAUGAAGGGAAGAAGGAGAAGAGGCGUGAGAGGGAGAAGAAACGAGAACGGCGAAGAGGGCAUGAAUCUGACGAGGAAAGGGAGGAGGGGAAGAGGACGAAGCGAAGUGGUAAGGAUGGUGAGAGGGAGGAGGGGGGAGAAAGCGAGGGAGGGAAAAGGAAGGAGAGGGAGGGGAGGGAUGAGAAGAAGAAGGGAAGGGAGAGGAGGCAGAGUAGUGAUGAGGACGAGGAGCUUGGUGAAGGGAAGGAGGAGAGGAAGGAGAGGUACAGAGGUGACGUGAAGGAGGGUCAUGGGAGGCGGAAGAGGGAACGGGAUGAUUCGGAUAGAGACAGUGCUGAUGAUGGCAGCGUGGAGAGGGCGAGGAGAAAGGGAGGUAGGGAAACGAGGAGGAAGGAUGAGAAGAGGGAUAGGCGAGAAGGAAACGAGAGGGAUGAUUCUGACGAUGACAGGAAGAGAGGACUGAGGGAGGAGAGUGAUGGGGACAGCGACGGUGGAGCGAAGAGCAGGGGUAAAGGAAAGCAGAGGGAUCGGGAUAGGGGCGACAGGGACAGCGGUAGGGCCGCACGGCACGGCGAUCGGAGAGACGACGAGUGGAAGAAGGGUAAGCGGAUGGAGAAAGGGCGAGGAGGCGUGUCCGAUGAUGAUGAGAGUGAUGGAGAGAAGAGGGGGAAGAAUCGGGAGGAGGAGAGGAGAGGCAAACACAGGUAUGUGAGGGAUGGCAGUGGAGGUGAGGAGGAAGAGUCUCGAAACACAGGGAAGGGGGUGAAGACUCCAGAGAAGAAGGGAAGGAAGGAGAAAGGGAGAGAAGAAAGCGGAGGGGAUGAGAAGAGGAAGCGUAGGGAGGAAGGAUCCGAUUCUAGUGGAGACUCAGAAAGGGGGAGUGGUGGUGGUGUGAGAGGCGGAAGUGGGAGGUCGAGGGGAGAUGGCAGAGUGAGUGCGGAGGAGGAGGAUGAAGACGAUAGGAGGAUGAAGGAGAGACGGAGAAGGAAUGCGGAAGGAAAGGGACGGAAGAGAGGGAGGGUUGAAAGCCAGUCUGAUGAUAGCGAUGAGGAGAGGAGGAGGAAAGGCAGGAAGGAAGAAAGUGACAAGGAGAGAGAGACGCCGAAGGCGAGAGGAAGGGAGGAGGAAGGAGAGUCGGAAAAGGAAAGGGCUACUGCUCUCCGCUAUGGGCCUGCUGCUCUCCGCUAUGGGCCUGAUACCCCUGAGAGCUCCCGUGGUGCUGCAAUGAGCGAUAGAGAGGAGAGGAAGAGUGAUGUGGAAGGGAGAAUGAGCGAUGAGGCAAGAGGCAAGAGAGAAAGGAGUCCGAGCAGUGAAAGGAGUGAGGAGUCGGAGGGGGCGGUUGCAGUGAGAAGGGCGAGUGAGGAGAGGCGAGGGAAGGAGAUUAUUGAGGAUGCGAGUGAGGGACGAGAUACUUCGAAGAAGAGGGAUGAGAGUGAGAGUAGGAGCGGGGGGGAGGAGAGCGGCCGAGAGGAGCAGGAGAAGAGGAGGUUGAUGAAGGAGCGUGAGGAGAGCGAGCAGCGUGUUAGGGAGAAGGAGACGUCAGCUGGGAGCAGCAGUGAGGGCGACGAGGGAAGGAGCGCGAGGAGGAGUGGGGACAGGCGUGUGGAGAGGGGGCGAGGCGGAAGGAAGGGAGGGAGGGAUGUGAAGGGAGAACGGGAGAGGAGCAGGAGCAGCAGCAGGGGCAGAAGCAGGAGCAGGAGCAGGAGCAAGGGCAGAAGCAGGAGCAGGAGCAGGAGCAACGAGAGAAAAAGCAGGAGGAAGAGAGAUAGAGAUGAGGAGGAGGAGGAGGAGGAGGAGAGUUCAAAGAAGCAUGAGAAGAAGCGGGAGGGCAGGGGCAGUGAGAAGAAGAAACGGGGCAGCCACUCGGGAGAGAAGGCGAGGCGGAAAGUGAAGGAGGAGAGUGGAAGCGAGAGGAGCGGGCGUGUGGAGAGUGAGAGGGACGGCAGUGAUGGGGAUGAGGGGAAGGAGGUGAGCAGGAGGUCUGAUAGGAAGGGCAGCAGCAGGAGGCAUGAGAGGCAGUCUCGUGGGAGGUAUGAGAAGGAGAGAGGUGAGAGGGAAGGGAGUGUUGGCAGCAGUGAUGGCAGCAGGGGGAGUGGAAGAGAGAGGUAUGAGGAAAGGAGCAGAGGUAAGGCUGGUUCUAGUAAGCGGGGACGUGAGAGGGGCAAAGAGAAGAAGGGAAGUGAGAGUGAGAGUGACGGGGAUAGGCGCAGGGAGAGGGAGAAGCGAAGAUACAGUGGGGGUAAGGGCAGGCGUGGGAGUGAUAAGAGUGAUAGCGAAUCAGACAGGAGAAGUGGAGGGAAAGAGGGAAGGGAGAAGAGGACUGGAGGAGGGAGGAGGAGGCAUGAGGAGAGGGAGAGGGACAGGAAGAGCAGUGGUAGGGGUAAGAGAGGCGUGGAGAGGAGUGAUAGUGAACAGCGCAGUGCGAGUGAGAGCGGAAGUGAUGGGCGGGAGCGGGAGAGGAGCAAAGAUAGGAAGGGAAGUGAGAGUGAGAGUGACGGGGAUAGGCGCAGGGAGAGGGAGAAGCGCAGGCACAGUGGGAGGAAGAACAAGCGGGAGAGUGAUCAGAGUGAUAGCGAAUCAGAGAGGAGAAGUGGAAGGAAAGAGCGAAGGGAGAGGAGGAGCGGAGGAGGUAAGGGGAGGCAUCAGGAGAGGGAGAGGGACGGGAAGAGCCGUGGGAGUGGCAGGAGGGCCAGGGAGAGGGACAGUGAUAGUGAACGGCGCAGUGUGAGUGAGAGUGGGAGUGAGUGA
Molecule: messenger RNA, 10119 nt
Organism: Closterium sp. Naga37s-1
Lineage: Eukaryota; Viridiplantae; Streptophyta; Zygnematophyceae; Desmidiales; Closteriaceae
Source: the annotation of a GenBank genome assembly